AUGGAUGGACAAAAUUUACCACCGCCACCAACUGGUACAAGUCCAAUGAAAAAGUUACCAGCAAAACCAAUUUCACCACCACCAAUGAAAAAGUUGGCACCAACAGGAGGAAGCAAUGGUUUGCCACCACCAACCAAUAUGGGUGGUCAAUUACCACCACCACCACCAACCAAUAUGGGUGGUCAAUUACCACCACCACCAACUAAUUUAGGUGGUCAAUUACCACCACCACCACCAAAUAAUAUAGGUCAAUUACCACCACCACCAACUAAUAUAGGUCAAUUACCACCACCAAAUAAUAUAGGUGGUCAAUUACCACCACCACCACUACUAACAACAAAUGCAUCAACAGGAGGUCCACCACCAUUAGCACCAAUUCGUCAAACUAGUUUACCACCACAACAUCAACAACCACAACCAGUCGCUAAAACUAUGGCAAAAUUACCACCAACACCAAAUAUGAAACCACCAGGUGUAAAUUCAAGUAGUGGAUCAUUACCAAAUACACCAAUAAUGAAGCCACCACCAGUUAAUUCAAGUGGUGGUUCAAUACCAAAUUCAUCAUUACCACAACCACCAAUAAAUUUAAAUAAUAAUAAUAUAAAUAAUAACAGUACAAUUCCAACUGGUCCACCACCGUUAGGACCUAAACAUUCUCCAAUGAAUACAAGUGGAUCAUCAUUAAUAUCAACACAACAACAACCACCCCCACCAGUGCCAUUAUCAGCACCACCACCAUUAUCAACACCACCACCACCAUUAUCAGUUCCACCAACAACUCAACCACCAGUACCAAUCAUUAGACAAAGUGUUUAUGGUGUUACACCAUUACAAACACCACCACCACCUUUAUCAAUUCCACCAACACCAUUACCAACUUCAUCACAACAAUCACAAACACCACUUUCACCAACUGCAUCAGCUAAACAAACACAUAAUAGAACACCAUCACAAGAUUCAAAUUCAACACAACAAUCAACAUCCAAUCAAAGUAAUAAUUCUUUUAGAAAUUCAACUGAUGCUGUUAGUUUAGCCUCAUUGGAUCAACCUGAAAUUUAUCCUCAAACAAGAAUUGCAGAAGAAAAUUUUAAUUAUUUAAAAGAUAUUCAUACAAAAAUUAAUAAAAGAUCACAAUCUAGUCAAGUUUGUAGUAGAGAAGGUAGUAGUUUAGCAGAAACAUUUAAAAAUUAUGGUACAAUGUUAAUAUCACAAUCAGAUAAUGUUAUGGGUCAAUGUAUGUUUAAAGUUGGAGAUUUCCAAAAGGAAUAUGAAGAGAUUAGAGAUCAAUUGGAUAUUCAAUCAAUGAGUGGAUUAAAAGGUACAAUCGAUCAAUUUAUUAAUCGUGAUAUAAAAGUGGUUAGAACAUCAAGAAAGAAUUUCGAUAAGAUAAAAUCAAUGUAUGAAUCUAUCGAUGGUAAAGUAAACACAAAUGCAAACAAAGGUAAAGGUAUAAAUUUAGUUAAACAAGCAGAACUUCAACAAGAGAGAGAUUUCCUUCGUGGCCGUUUGAAUCAAGUUGGUCAAGAAUCACUCUCCACCAUUAAAUUGGCAAAUGAGAGUAACUCUGUGGAGAUUAUGGAACAAAUGGUUGAAUACAUGGAGAAUAUGCAACAAGCAGUAAAGGCAUUAUCAUCACAAAUGAAUCAAUUACAAGUACCAAUUACAACCUACAAGAAAGAGGCAGUUCGUAGACGUGCUGAAUUGGAUAAAUCAAUUGAGGCACAAAAGAAUUUAAAUUCUCAAAAGAGUGGACAAAAAGAUAAACUAUUCAUGGAUGAAUUGGAUAGAGAGGUGCCAGGUGAAGAUUUAAAAAAGACACGUCUUCGUAGAUUCUUAUCAGCUGAACGUCAAUAUCUAACUGGUUUAAAUACAUUGGUAACCAUUUAUUUGGCUGGCUUACGUACUGAUGAUCGUUUGUUUAGCAAGAUCUUUAAAGAGGAUGAAAUCGCUAUCUUUAGUAAUAUUGAACCACUCUAUUCUUGUCAAUCCAAAUUCGUAGAGGAGUUGGAGAGUUGUUACAAAGGUUGGGGUGAACCAAAUACACCAACAUUGGGUGGAGUUUUCUUUAAAAACUCUCAAAAGAUGAUGCAACUCUACUCUGUAUAUAUCACAAACUUUUCAAAGGCAUUACUCACAAUUAGCAGAUGUAAACAAUCAAAGAAUUUCCAAGCUUUUUUAAAAACUUGUGAAGAGAAAUCUGAUGGUGCCGAUUUGGAUUCACUCAUUCCAUUACCAUUGACAAGAGUUGCCAAUUAUCUAUUGCUUUUAAAUGAUAUGAAAGAUCAAUUCACUCAGCAAAUUCAAAAUGGUUCUGCCACUCCAUCCGAUCAAACCGAGUUAAAACAUGUCACUGGUGCUUUAGAAAAAGUUCAAGCCAUUAGUGAAUGUGUUAAACAAAGUCAAAAUUUAAUUCAUCUAAGUAAACUUCAACAAUCAUUGACUGGUUUUGAUAGUAGUCUCUUAGAGGAGGGUCGUUUCUUGGUUAAAGAGGGUACUCUUUCAAUGGGUGGUUUAAUUCAACCAGGUCAAACUCAACAACAACAAUAUCAAUAUUACUUUAUUCUAUUAACUGAUAUUCUAUUAUAUUGUAAGAAACAAACUGCUCUAUUCCCAAUUGAUUUUGGUGAUGCAACUAGAGGUAUGUUAUCAGGUGUUGGUUCUCAACAAACACCAUCAUCAUCCUCCUCGUCUGGUAAUAAGUAUAAAUUUAUUGGUAAGUUUGAUUUAAAGAAUAUGGAUAUUAAAAAUAUCACCGAUAUGGAUCAAUCAAAUAUAAAUUCAUUUCAAAUUCUUUGUAGUGGUGGCGUAACUUGUACACUCUAUUGUGAUACUAAACAACAAAAAGAAGAAUGGUUCACUACUAUCACCAAAACCAUUAGUAAAUGUAAUCAAAAUAAACUCUUUGGUAUUCCAUUAGAAGCAAUUAUGCAAAGACCAUUUGAACAAGGUCGUCCAAUUCCAUCAUUCCUUCAAAGAGUAUGCGAUUACCUCUAUGAUAAUGCACCACCAGAAGAAGGUAUUUUCCGUCUUAGUGCAAAUCAAAAAACUCUAGAUAUGGCAAGAGAAGAGAUUGAAACUGGUGUCGAUUUAGAUUACAAUGAAAUGGAUAUUCAUGCAGUGGCUGGUAUUCUUAAACUUUGGGUCCGUAAUUUACCAGAACCAUUACUUACCUACAAAUAUUUCGAUACCUUUGUUGAUAUUGCCGAUUUAGAAACAAAGGAUGAAAGAAUAGCAAUGAUUAAAACCGUAGUCGAGAAAUUACCAUUUGAAAAUAAAUUCUCAACUUUCUAUUUAAUGAAAUUAUUGUCAAAAGUCUCUGAAAAUUCAGCUGUCAACAAAAUGACUCCAAAUAAUAUUUCAAUUGUUUUUGCAACUUUAUUACUUCGUAAGAAGGAUGCUUCACCUUUGGAUUGUACAUCAUUCAAUUCAAUUUUUGGUGUUAUUGAAUGCUUUAUGACAGGAUUUUCAACUAUCUUUUCUGAUAUUGAAAAACAAUAUUAUGAAGCUUGCUCUGAUCAAAAUAAAGAUAAACGUAAAUCUGUCAUUCCAAAUAAACCACUUCCAAUUCGUCCACCAAUUGGUGCACCAUCACCAUUGGGUGGAAGUAGUGGUAGUAUCAAUAAUAGUGGUGGCGGUGGUGGUAGUAAUGAAUCAUCACCUUCAUCCUCUGUUAAAAAUGGAUCUUCAUUUUUACCAUCAAGUGAUAAUACUUAUUAUUCUGGUAAUUCAAGUGUUGAAUGGACAAAACAAACAUUUAAUGAAGAAUCAGAUAGUGAUGAUGAAGAAGGUUUUUCAAUUGGUUCAAAACAAGCCUCAAUUACAAUUCAAUUGGGUGAAAUUGUUAAACAAGGUUAUCUCACUAAAAAAGGUGCUAUGCGUAGAAAUUGGACUAAACGUUGGUUCGUUUUGAAACAAGGUUAUCUCUUUUACUUUAAAACCUCAAAGGAUAAGAAACCAAAGGGUAUCAUUCAAUUAACAAAUGUAGUUGUAAGUCGUUCUUACUAUAAACCAAAUUGUAUGGCUGUUAGAUCUUUAACUGACAAAGAAGACAGAGAAUUUUUAAUUUGUGCAAAUAGUCAAGCCGAUCUUGAAGAUUGGAUUAAACAUAUUUCAAAUUGUAUAACACAACAAUAA
Molecule: messenger RNA, 4134 nt
Organism: Dictyostelium discoideum AX4
Lineage: Eukaryota; Evosea; Eumycetozoa; Dictyosteliales; Dictyosteliaceae
Gene: xacC
Product: RhoGEF domain-containing protein
Exons: 2
Coding region: 1-4134 (1377 amino acids)
Biological process (GO): signal transduction
Cellular component (GO): cytoplasm; cell leading edge; cytosol
Molecular function (GO): phosphatidylinositol-3,4,5-trisphosphate binding; guanyl-nucleotide exchange factor activity; GTPase activator activity
Source: RefSeq, a predicted model, not a curated record